UCCGUCGAGCUGCAGCCAGGAAAACAAGUUCAUCUUCGUUCGCUCAGCAGAGAUCAGACGUAAAGUGAUUUCGGAUCGCAGUGCCUUCAAACUGCCUCCGCCGCAGCUGAGACCAAACACGUGCCGAGCAGCAGAAGGCGGAGGAUCAUCGUCCCUCCGUGGAAACCUGUUAAUGAUCUCACGGUGUAAUGAGAGCGCUGGUCAUGGACAGAUGAUGGACGUGGAGACGUCGUACUCAGACUUCAUCAACUGUGAUCGCACAGGCCGCAGGAACGCAGUACCCGACAUCUCAGGGGAGGAGGGGUCGGCAGGGGCCAGCACCAGUGAACUCACCAAAGACCUCGCAGAGAUGGAUCUUAAGACUGCAGAAGGAGACCCGGGGGCCACUCCGGCCCCCGAGGCCGAAGGCUCCACCAGCCAAGACGCCCAGGGAAGUGGAGGCCCGUCCUAAAACAAAGCAAACAAAAAAAAAAAACAGCAAAAGAAAACAGAAAUACUAAACAACCACAGAUCGAAGGCUGCGGGGAGAGAAAUGACGAGAGGGAAGGGACGGAAAGACGCAGAAAGGAAACAUAGAGAGUACUUUGGUUGUCCCGACGUGAACAUGAGGACACUUUUUUCGCUCACUGCCGACCUCUUUGGAGCUUCAGCGGCCCCACAACGUUCGCCUUUUUAUUGGAUGAGAUUGUAAGAUGGGGGGGUAGCGGGGCGGAGCGGCGGCGGGAGAGGCCGCCCUCCUGCCUCACACUCUGCUAGUCACUAAUAUUCCCGAAGAGACCAGAAAGCACAGAAACCUUGGAUUCGUGUCUGUGGAGGUGGACCGAGCUAAACAGAAUACAUUUAUAACAACACUCCAGAUUCCUGCCUAACAUGGAGCUGUUUCGAAGAGGGCGCGUUCAUAAUCACCUGUUCUGUCUUUUUUCUUUCUGUGUGUGCGUGUGUGUGUGCGCGUGUGUGUGUGGGCGUGUGUGUUUGUGACCUUCUCGUUCACUUUCAUCGUCCAGUCUUUUCUUUUUAUAGUUAACCCCACUUAGUCUCCGUUUGGCUGUCGUGUUCGGACUUCAUAUUUAUUGCUAAGUGUUCAGUGAUAACUUUGUGAUAGCAGAUCUUCUUUGUGUAAUAAAAUACUUAUGAAUUACUGUA
Salarias fasciatus (jewelled blenny) is the source of this 1143-nucleotide messenger RNA. It is a transcript of the gene pkig, whose product is annotated as protein kinase (cAMP-dependent, catalytic) inhibitor gamma. The record is from RefSeq and is a predicted model, not a curated record. Gene Ontology annotation, molecular function: cAMP-dependent protein kinase inhibitor activity. The coding region runs from base 173 to 451 and encodes 92 amino acids. Gene Ontology annotation, biological process: negative regulation of protein kinase activity. Lineage: Eukaryota; Metazoa; Chordata; Actinopteri; Blenniiformes; Blenniidae. The transcript is spliced from 3 exons.